Molecule: messenger RNA, 896 nt
Organism: Mycotypha africana
Lineage: Eukaryota; Fungi; Mucoromycota; Mucoromycetes; Mucorales; Mycotyphaceae
Product: RNA polymerase II subunit A C-terminal domain phosphatase SSU72
Exons: 3
Coding region: 111-686 (191 amino acids)
Biological process (GO): termination of RNA polymerase II transcription
Cellular component (GO): nucleus; mRNA cleavage and polyadenylation specificity factor complex
Molecular function (GO): RNA polymerase II CTD heptapeptide repeat phosphatase activity
Source: RefSeq, a predicted model, not a curated record
GGUCAGCAGCGAAAUAAUGCAAAAAAGAGAAAUUGGUGCCAGAAAGAUUUUUUGUCCUCACUUUUUUACUUUUUUAGGUGUAUAAACACAAAAAGAUCAGUUUAAGAGGAAUGGCGAAAUAUGCAGUCAUUUGUGCCAGUAAUCAAAACAGAUCCAUGGAAGCACAUCAUGUCCUAAAUAAGAAAGGUUUUGAUGUCCAUUCUUACGGCACAGGUUCUAUGGUUCGGUUACCCGGUCCUUCCAUUGACAAACCCAACAUAUACCCCUUUGGAACACCUUAUGAACAAGUAUACCAGGAAUUGAAAAAGCAAGAUCAACAUUUAUACACGCAGAACGGGCUUUUGUCGAUGCUCGAUCGUAAUCGUAAAACAAAAGAAGCGCCGCAGCGAUGGCAUGAAUCGCGAGAGAUCUUCGACGUCAUCAUCACCUGUGAAGAACGCUGCUUUGAUUCUGUAGUAGAAGACUUGACGAGUAGGGGACAAAAGCUGAAUAAAAGCACCCAUGUGGUGAAUGUGGAGAUCAAAGAUAAUCAUGAAGACGCAUUGUUAGGGGGUAGAGCCAUAUUACAGUUGGCACAAAUGAUUGAAUCGUCGAACGAUAUCGAUGCGGACAUGGACGGCAUUAUUGAAGAGUUUACGAUACGUAAUCCUGGAUUUCCUAUCUUACACACUGUUGCCUAUUUUUGAGAAACAACCAAUUGGCCAUUUGCUUUCAUCCUCGCAUUCUUGUAAUUUAUAUAUAAUUAAUUUCCUACUUUAUUACUGGCAAUCGUAGUUCGGCAGUCGUGGGACUGUAGGAUGUCAUCAUGCUAUUGUCACUUGUAAAAUCUUUGACAUUUCUGUCAACUAAAAUAAACCGUAUCAUUGAAAUAGUGGGUUUUUCGAAACCAACUAUAC